Molecule: messenger RNA, 942 nt
Organism: Colletes gigas
Lineage: Eukaryota; Metazoa; Arthropoda; Insecta; Hymenoptera; Colletidae
Gene: Prx2
Product: peroxiredoxin 1
Exons: 4
Coding region: 175-762 (195 amino acids)
Biological process (GO): cell redox homeostasis; removal of superoxide radicals; hydrogen peroxide catabolic process
Cellular component (GO): cytosol
Molecular function (GO): thioredoxin peroxidase activity
Source: RefSeq, a predicted model, not a curated record
CAUCCGUACUUUCAUAAUCCGGCGUUUCCUUUUCAAAUAUUUUCGAUCGUGCAAAACGUUGUUACGGCGAAGAAAAAUUGUCGCCGGAAUUUAACGAUUACCGACGCCACUGUUACAGAUCAAUCUAUCGAUAUCAGAUAGAGAAUUGCUGCGUAAUAAAUCUAGAAAGACAUCAUGCCGGUUCCAGCGAUCCAAAAACCAGCCCCUGCUUUCAAAGGCACAGCGGUUGUAAAUGGAGACUUCAAAGACAUUUCUCUCUCCGAUUACAAAGGAAAAUAUGUCGUUCUGUUCUUCUACCCGUUAGACUUCACGUUUGUUUGUCCAACCGAGAUCAUCGCUUUCUCCGAUCGCUCUGACGAGUUUGAAAAAAUAGGCUGCAAGCUGAUCGCAGCGUCGACCGACUCUCACUUCAGUCAUUUAGCGUGGGUGAAUACACCGCGCAAACAGGGUGGUCUUGGCGAAAUGAGCAUUCCUCUUCUCGCCGACAAAAGUUCAAAAAUCGCACGCGACUAUGGCGUGCUCGAUGAAGAGACCGGUGUUCCAUUCCGUGGUCUCUUCAUCAUAGACGAUAAACAAAAUCUACGUCAAGUCACUAUCAACGAUCUACCGGUUGGCAGAUCCGUCGAUGAGACUUUACGUUUGGUUCAAGCAUUCCAAUUCACCGAUAAACACGGAGAAGUAUGUCCGGUUGGUUGGAAACCAGGAAAGAAAACAAUGAAGCCCGAUGUCGUCGGCUCAAAGGAAUAUUUCAAGGAUUCGUAAACGAAGCGAAUAAAUAUAUCCAUGUACUUUUCUGUCUUACUUACGUCUAUUGUAUUUUGUUCAUUAUGAAAAACCAACUGUAAUUCCAUAAUUAUUACUAGAGGAAGGGGAAGUAGUAAUAUCUUAAAUGUCAACUGUUUUAAUUUCUUACAAUAAAUAGAUGUAUUUUGUAUGUCCUUA